Molecule: messenger RNA, 6680 nt
Organism: Rhipicephalus sanguineus (brown dog tick)
Lineage: Eukaryota; Metazoa; Arthropoda; Arachnida; Ixodida; Ixodidae
Product: globin
Exons: 3
Coding region: 112-630 (172 amino acids)
Biological process (GO): oxygen transport
Cellular component (GO): hemoglobin complex; extracellular region
Molecular function (GO): heme binding; oxygen binding
Source: RefSeq, a predicted model, not a curated record
GCCCCUUGCUCGGCGUCGUCUGCUUCUCCGAUAUAACCCGGGCCCGCGAUCCCGGGCGUUUCAUGGAGUACGCUCGCUCUUGGUACGAGUGGUGGUGCGACGUAGGGCAGCAUGGGCAGCAUCGUGUCGAGUCAGCAGCAGCACCUGGACGUGGCCGACCCCAAGACGGGCCUCACACCCCGCGAGAAAGGCCUCGUGCGUGACACCUGGGCACUGGUGCGCAAGGACAUCAAGGCUAACGCUAUUGCCAUCUUCCUCACGCUGUUUCAGCGGCACCCCGAGUACCAGAAGCUAUUCUCUGGCUUCGCGGAGGUGCCGCCAGAGGCGCUGUCCACCAACCCUCGGCUGGGUGCGCAUGCCAUGUCCGUGGCGUACGCCAUCACGUCGCUGGUGGACAGCCUUGACGACGCCGAGUGCCUGGUGGAGCUGGUGCGCAAGAUCGCCAUCAGCCACACCCGACGGCCGGUCACCGUCACAAACUUCGAGCACACGAUGGUCGUGAUCGUGGACACGCUGAAGGAGCGGUUAGGAAGCAAGAUGACGCCGGCCGCCGUGGCGGCGUGGGAGAAGACCCUCAGGCUGGUGGUCACCGUCACCGCAGACGUCUACAAGGACGCCCGCAAGAACUAGGCUUCUGCUGCUGCUCCCUCCUAUCGGCUCGCGUGCCGAGGACACGCCGCGAAGAGGAGCAUGCGACGGUCUCUUUGUAUACACACUGCUUCAAGCGCGAGCAGGCGACGCCUUCUUCUUGGUUGAGAGGACUCUUCGUCGGCGGAGAAGCGUUACGUCGUGUGGUUAUACGCUUAACGUGUUCGGGCGUGCUUUACUAGGACGUUUGUAUGUCGUCCCCGCUGGAAAUAACACGCGUGGAUCAGUUAGUCAAAUGGUGCCGCUAUCUGUGCUCGCUCGCUGUGCCGAAUCUUUAUAGGCACCUCUAUACACUUGAAUGAAAGCAAAUUAGGCAGCGGUACGCGAUGAUUUUGUCGGGUCUGAGGAACAGCUUACUUUUUUCGGGGCCGGCAGGCGUGUUUUGAAUUCUACCGCAGCUAUGACACGCGGGAGGAAGAGGAGGAAAAAAAGGCGGGCAUAUAGACACGGAAUAUUGCGACGUGAAUGGUGACGUGAAGAGCACGGAUAUCGUACGUUUUAUAGAGGUGCUCGCUUCCAUCAUCGUUGACGACGGCUACGUGUUCUUGUAGCGGCUGUUUUCGUGCGUUCAACUUUAUUGGAGCUAUAUCAUCAAUGUAACUGAAAGAUACAGUGGCAAACAGGGGCGUAGCCAAGGGGUGGGUUGGGGGGUUCAAACCCCCCCCCCCCCGAAUUUUUCAGUUUUGCUUGCGUAUAUAUACACGCACACAUACAAACGCACGCACGAACAUAUAUAAAGUAUGGUUGAACCCCCCCCCCCCCGAAAAAAAUUUCUGGCUACGCCCCUGGUGGCAAAUGUACACAAAACUUCAACAACGUGUGCUGUGUUCUGCGUGCUACAACACUACACCUGUAUACGCAUCAACUUGUGUUCCUGUAAAGCUUGCUUCGCUUGACAUCGACAUGACAAGACCAGUGGUACGUUAUCGGAACGUUCAUAUUCGCGCUGAUAUCAUUACCGCUAUUUCGUCUCAAGAGCACCGCGGUUACCUUUAUAACGUGUAUAUGAGCACCUUUAUUAAUGUUACCUCGAUCGCUCGCAUAGUUUCGGUUUAGUGAAAAUUCUGCCCCAACAUGCCUCCUUAUGCAGGUUGAAGGGCGCAGCAGUUUCGUUUAUUUAUUUCAUCUUCGAAUGUUAAUCUGAAAACUAAUGCUCUGGCAAAACCUGAUGCCGGUGUAAGAACUUCAGAACGACUACGCAACGAAAAAACACAAGACGACAAAGAAGACACACCCAGCGUUGGGUGUUGCCCUGGGUGUGUCUUCUUUGUCGUCCGAGUUUUUAGAUGCGAAGCAUCUCUUGCUCGGGGGUAUGUCCCGCGGCAUGUUAGUCCGCACUCACACUACGCAUGCGCAACUCUCCUCCUUCCCUCUCUCCAACAGCUGCGCCUUACUCUCUCCACUUCUCUCCCAGCAGCUGCUUGCGCUUCUCCUGCGUUCUCGCUUCUGCUCUCGCGGCGCAUGAGCUACUCUCCUCCUCUAGUCUCCUCUCCUUCAAGUGGUAGAGCGCUGCGCGCGUUCUUGCUUCGGUGGACUCCUCUGAAAUGCGGCUCGGCAUGCCGAAAUUCUCUCCUGCGCAGCGCCGCGAUGAGCGCCAGCGCAUGCGCGUCCCCUCCCCCCCUCUGUCCUCUCCUACGCUGCCUCCCUCUCGCGCGCCUGUAGACCGCGUUCCCCGCUCGCCCUGCGAGAAUUAACGGCCAGGCUAAAGGGAAGACACGACGCGCGUAGGGUUCCUCUUCGCGUUCCACGACGCGAGGUCGGUAGCAUGGCCAACGAACGCCAACGGAACGAGAUCGUGCAAGUGCUCGGGCUUCGCAUCGCCUCAUGGUCCCCUUUCGCGGAAGAUGGUGUAAUUUUUUUUCCUUGCGCAGCCGUUGUGAGGCUAUGAAUUACCAACUUGCCCAAAACGCUGCUCGGUGUAAGAACCAGCACCUAGGACAACAAAGACAGAGAAAGACACGACGCUACGAAUGUUCUCGCUCUGGCCUGUCCGUUCUCUGGUUCCCUGUUUACAAUGGAACACUUUGCUACAGUAUACGUAGUACACGUCGCGUAAGUCAGUUGUCUCAAACGGCCUUCGUGGCUGGUGUUCGAGUGUGUGCGCAUUUUGUCGCACUAGAAGGACAGAUUUAACGAACUACAAGUGCAUACAAGCACAUUUGAAUAUACAGUGCCCGAUGCACGGAAGUUGCCCUGCAAGAAAGUGCUCUUUUGCCAUGACACUUUUGCUUCUAACAAAGGGAAUCCACGUCAGAUGUACGUUUCUUAACUCUCUUGUUUUUUUUUUUUUCUUUCGACACACAGCAUGACAUAUGCAAUGCAGUCAUCACGAUUCACGUGCUGUUCGAGCAAACAACAGUAUUACCUGCAAGACUAUUUCCGUAAUGCUUCGAUGCGGUUUUAUUGUCAUCAAAUCCUCCGAAUUGGGGCAACGACCGUUUAAAAGUGUAUGAGGUCGUCGUUUUGUCAAUCCAUCUAUCUGUCCAAGGGUGUACAAAGCAAGCUACAAAGGUCGUGACAACAGCUCUCGCUCGAUGAAAAAGACACGUUGACAGAAAUGUCUAUAACAAAAACGGCGUGGUGAUGGGGGCAGUUUGGUUACAAAUUUACCAUAUGUGUCACUUUCUUAACGUCUGUUGUUACUUAUUUCAAUGGCAUGCUUUGCUUCGGCGACGUCUCGACAUUUUUUUCGCCAUCGCCAAGUAUAAACAAGUUUAUCGAAAAUAUACGCGCUGUUUUGACAUUUUCGCCAAAUUGUCUCAUGAUAGAUCAUUUGACGGCUGUAUAAUCAAUGUGCAAUAAAGCGUUCCGCUUGGCGCGCACUUUCUCAGCGCUCUGACACAUGAUAAUUGACGAGACGUUCUUCAAGUGGUUACAUAUGCUCUGAACAUGAAAACGACACUCGUAAAACGUUUGGGAGGGUUUCCCCGUAAGCUCCGCUCAUGCUAACGCUGUAAGCUUUGCGUAAAUCUUCGGACGAACUUGAGAUGUCGACGGGAACACAAAGAUGUGUGCCGCACGGGGACCGGUUACGCAUGUCUUGCUGUCGUCCCGACAAAAGUUAAUUAGUGCUUUUGGUAUCUAUUCGUACAGUAUUGUAGACCGCGAAAAGCUUGCACUGAAAGGUAUCAAACGCCAGCAAAGACUGCAUGCACUUGUAAUCUGAGCUUUAAAAGCAAUGCGCGAUUCCCGAGUUCAGGUUCGGUAAUAGUGCAUGGAUAUUGUGCACGUCAUCCGCUAUUUUUCAGAAACACAAUGUUAUUAUUCCAGCGAUUAUAGUGACCUGUACGCAAAAUCCCUGGAGACAAGUCUUUCAAUAACAAAAAUUAAUAAAACCUUGUGUCAUCCACUUAAGGUACUGCUAUUUUUGCCCCCGAUUAACAUGCCUGUGAAGCGUUAAAAAAGACGUGAGCUAUGUCACAUGAAUAUUUCAUUUAUUUUAAAGGUAGUAUGCACCAACGACCUUACCUUUCAACUCUUCUUGCCACAGUCAAAGAAGUAGUAGCGGUCGGAUGGUGGCCUGUUCGGGUGUUGCUUCAAACAGCGUCUACGGUCUUGUACCUAACCGUGGUUCAUAAUUCCGCUAAGCCUAUCUUAGCAGCCGUUUUGUCUUGGCUACACGGAGAUAGACUUCUGCUUGCGGCCAUGCAACAUAAAAUCCUUCUCACGCAUGAAAAGUGAAACAAACAUAAAUAUGAACAGAUACACGAAGUCUCGCUUGCGUGAACACUUGCGGUCAGCCGAUGAGUUCCAGCUGUUGAUUAAUUCCCUGCGAGAUUGACUUUGAGACAUUUGUGUCAUUUUAAGGAUACUUCGCUGGUGUGCGAUAUCCGAUAUAUUAAAGAAGGCAUCCAUGACGCGUGAAAAACUGUCCGGCUUUUCAGUCGAAACAAAGUACGAGACAUCUUCUUUCGAAGUGUGAGCUAGGUUUUCGUUUCCGCUUCGACGCCACCGCCGCCUAGCGGACGGUAGCACAGACGAGGGCGCCGACGAAACGAAGAAAACCAAACGUACACAUCAUGCAGACGACGAAGACCAAAGUUAAAGGGAUCAAUUUUUCUUUCGUUUUCUCAAUUCUCGCACUCCCGCUGUCCAGACUUAAUGGCGUUAUUAGCCACAGCCGGGUGGGAAAGCAAGCACAUGGCCGCGGACGGAGAACUAAUUUGCUACGCGACGCCAUGCGUGAACUCUAACAGCUGGCACAGAAAUAUCGCAAGACGAAAGAACCGAGAGACAGUCUCUUACAAAAACCGCACGCGCAGGGUCUAUCGAAGAUACGUUCGUCCGGCUUUCCACCGUCAUUUUCUUCGUGCUAACGAAUCCGUGAAAGAUUUAAUUAUUUCCGCUGAGGCUGGCGCUCUUUGUUUUCAUCCCGCAUAUGGUAUCUGCCCAUCCGAGUAUGUGACCAUCCGCUUUUUAUACGACCCUUUUUAUUUCCUUUUUUGUUCCUGUCUGUAAUGUCAGUUUCAGCCAACUGUGUUAAAAGUUACGUUUGGCGCGGCAGACUUCUUUGUGCAUUCUAACUAACCAAGUGUCUCUUUAUCUUUCUGUAAAAACCCGAUUUAUUAUGUAACAAGUUCCCUACGGGCAAAAAUUUAACAUUUAUUUCAUGCAUGCGGGCUCGUGCAGCCGUGGUGAGUUUCGAGGCGUACAGAACAUCAGAGUGAUGAGUUGCCGCAUGUCAGGGUAGAUGGCUAUUCUCAACGAGAGCAGUAAUGCGAAAAAUGAGCAUUUGCAAUUAAUCGUAUUUCAAUAAAUCACCAUAAGGUGCCGGUGUGCCUGCGCCACUACUGCCGCCCCCGGAAUAAGGGGUAUACUGGUUUAUUGUCUAAACGCUCUGCGUAUACGCUUUCAGCAAAAAAGAAAAAAAACAACAUAAUUCAGGGACUUCGCAGUCUGCUGCCUCCAAGGCCACUGUGACAGUCAGUACACGUGUUUGUACGCGGAAGUGUGCGGUGUUUGGUCACGGUAAUAAAUGACGUCACUGCGGGGACGCUUUUGACGUCGCGGCUACGAGACGCUCGUGAAACAUUUGGCGUGCACCUAGCGGUUGCAUCCGACACUGUGGCGUACCAUGGACACAAGGUUUCUUACGAGUAUUACAAACUCUGCUACCACGAUGUGACAUAAAACUGUCAUGGUAUACACUCAAACCUCAUUAUAACAGAGUCACAUCUGCCACGAAAAUAACUUCGUUAUAUCCGGAAAUUCGUUAUAAACAUUUAUUUGUAACACUGUAUUUAUGGCAAGACUAUUCUUUAUUUACUUCGUUAUAACCAAUAAUUUGUUAUAUCCGUGUUCGUUAUAUCGCGGUUUGAGUCUACACUGUUAACGUUAUCAUGAACAGGGGCUACACAGUAAACACUGUAGCAACACUGGCGCGCUUAUUCUCGCAAUAUGGCAAGGAGAAACAUACAAGAUCGUGUAGUGUUGAACAUGCUACGAGGCUUUUUUUUUCUCCUCUCACAUUUGGAUCAAAAUGCACCGAACCGGAAUUUUCGCAUUUUGUAUGUAAAUGUCUGGGGCCAACAGCUAGCACACACAACGCGAACCAGUUCGUGCUGCAACCAUUCUGUACGCAGAGACAAAGUUCGUAUACCAUCGGCAAACUUUUUCCCGAAUGCUUGUUUAGUGUGUGCACGUGACCACUGCUUUGGAAACAACCUGCGACAGCGGGCCAUUUAAUAUUACGCAGCUUAGGAUUUAGACGACAAUCCGAAAAGACCAGAAAAGACCCCCAUCAUUAUGUGUCUGGUUUUUUUUUGUCUGUUUGUUUGUGAAGCUGUCACUACUAACGGCUUCUCUGGGGCAUUAAUGAGUACAAAUUAGGCACAUGUUGUUUUGUUGAGCGUAAUACGCACUUCGUUUGUCGCGCUUUUAUUGUUGUUUGGUUUUGUGCUUACACCUGCUACGUUUAAUAACCCCACAAAAAAAAAAGAGAAAAGGAAAUGCAUGUUGUAUAAAUUUUUCAAGACCUGUCUAUACAUAAAACUGCUCUAUACUUGAAAUAAAUUAAUGUUUUUGAAGAAACG